Messenger RNA from Coffea eugenioides, 1105 nucleotides. RefSeq lists its product as uncharacterized. Gene Ontology annotation, biological process: phosphatidylcholine biosynthetic process. NCBI's taxonomy places the organism in Eukaryota, Viridiplantae, Streptophyta, Magnoliopsida, Gentianales, Rubiaceae. The coding region runs from base 510 to 977 and encodes 155 amino acids. The record is from RefSeq and is a predicted model, not a curated record. The transcript is spliced from 6 exons.
UCACGAUAGCCUUCUACUUUUGUUAUGGAAAUUGUUCUUUAUUUGACUCCAUAUCUGCUUUUAUGUUUUCCCGGCCAGCUACCGCUGCUUCACUUAACACAAGCUUCUGAAGCCACUAGCCCUUUUGAGGCCAUUUCUAUCUAUUACCAGAUAUUUGCCAAUCCUUCAUCUUCCUUCAUCUUCUCCAGAGGCCCUAACAAUAAAGGAGCAGGCCAUUUUUUUAGUACUAUCCAGUUUUAUAUAUACGUCACUCAAACCCACAAAAAUAACAGGCGAAGGAGAGGAGCACGGAAAACCACCACCACCUUUUUCUUCUUUUCAUACUUGCGGGAAAACACAGGAGAGUCUUUGAGCAAGAAAAUGUAUAGCAACGGAGACUCUUCUUCUCCGGAGGACUCCAAUGGCGAAUCAAAUGAAAAGGCUCAGAGAUCGAUCAGAGGACAGACAAACAUUUGCCUCAUCUGGAGAAUACAGGGCAAUGACUGACAUGUGAGCAACAAACCCACCAUAUGAUGCAUAAUAAACAGAUCUUUGCCAAACGGGCUGAAGAGCACGAAAGAUUCAUCAACAAGGUGACUUAUUUGUUGAGUGUUCUUGGGUUUGGAACAUUCUGCUUUCUGUUGGGUGCCAGGCCUCAAGAUGUCCCUUAUGCAUAUUGUUUGCUCUCUAUCAUAUUUGUUCCUCUACGGUGGAUUUAUUAUCGAUACAAGAAAUGGCAUUACUAUCUCUUGGACUUCUGCUACUACGCCAACACACUAUUCUUGGUCAUGCUUCUUUGUUUUCCUAGAAAUGAGAAGUUUUUCAUGAUUUGCUUCUCUUUUGCAGAGGGUCCACUGGCUUGGGCACUGAUUGUGUGGAGAUGCAGCUUAGCCUUUAAUUCUUUCGACAAAAUUGUAAGCGUCUUCAUACAUCUUUUGUCUGGUAAGUUGGACAUCCUUCUCUACAAAAUAAGACAAAGGAACUUAAGAACCUUUUGAUCCAACUUCGGCCCUUCUUUUCCUUGAUCCCCAAAGCAAAAGCUGCAAAAAUUAUCUGUGGAAUUCUUGAUACGGUGGCCAAAAUAGCUGCCGCAUCUGAUGUUCAGAUUGCCCUAUGCAAGGAAAUU